Tuber melanosporum (Perigord truffle) is the source of this 875-nucleotide messenger RNA. RefSeq lists its product as uncharacterized. The record is from RefSeq and is a predicted model, not a curated record. Gene Ontology annotation, cellular component: cytosol. Gene Ontology annotation, biological process: pentose-phosphate shunt; pentose-phosphate shunt, non-oxidative branch; carbohydrate metabolic process. The transcript has 4 exons. Gene Ontology annotation, molecular function: metal ion binding; D-ribulose-phosphate 3-epimerase activity. NCBI's taxonomy places the organism in Eukaryota, Fungi, Ascomycota, Pezizomycetes, Pezizales, Tuberaceae. The coding region runs from base 1 to 681 and encodes 226 amino acids.
AUGGCGCCAAAACCCAUCAUUGCCCCCUCAAUCCUCGCCUCCGACUUCGGCAACCUCGCGCACGAGUGUUCCCGGAUCAUCAAAUCGGAAGGUGCAGACUGGCUACACAUCGACAUAAUGGACGGGCACUUCGUUCCGAACAUCACCAUCGGCGCGCCCGUGGUGACCUGCAUCCGCCGCAGUGUGGACAGGAGUGAGGAUUGGGCGAAGGGCGUUUUCGACUGUCACAUGAUGGUUGCUGAGCCGCAGAAAUGGCUCCAGGACUUCAAAGAUGCCGGGUGCGAUCUCUACUGCUUCCAUCACGAAGCGGCGGAGAUCUCGAAGGAUCCCAAGACCCCGUCCGCCGAAUUGAUCGAGAACAUUCACGCCUUGGGGUUGAAGGCGGGUGUUGCGAUCAAGCCUGGUACGCCGCCUGAUAUGGUGCUGGUGAUGACAGUAGAACCGGGCUUCGGAGGACAAAAGUUCCGCCCCGAGUGCAUGCCUAAGGUAGAGGCUCUCAGAAAGAGAUAUCCAGAGUUGGAUAUCGAGGUCGAUGGUGGGUUGGGAUUGGGAACUAUCGAUCUGGCGGCGGAAGCCGGUGCCAAUGUGAUUGUUGCGGGGACGGCUGUGUUUGGGGCGCAGAGUCCUAAGGAGGUUAUUGCGAAACUUAGGGAGACGGUGCAGAGAAACUUGUCCAAGUGAGAAGAAAAAAAGGGGUCGGACUUCUCUAUUAUUUUAUACUUCCUUCUUUCCUCCCACCCUUUUUUUUUCCUUCACUUUUUGGGGAGGUAUCUUCUUUUAAAUGGGGGUAUUUCCCCACACAGGUUGAGCUUAGGUGUUGGUCGGUUGAUUUUUAGGAAUAGUUUCUAAUUUAUUGAUUGAACCUUUGAGGCGAA